AUGGACUUCAAUUACGAGACGCAAGUUGCAUCCUCUCAGCGCAUGUACACCGCGCGGGCCGACAAAUACGAGGACUCGUUCCACCCGGACUACACCAAGCGCUUCAUGGCCGUUGCCGACGUCCGGCCCGGCGAACACGUCCUGAUUCUAGCCUGUGGCACUGGCUUGGAGGUCUUCGCCGCCGCCGAAAGAGUGGGCGAGGAGGGCGAGAUCAUCGGCGUCGACGUCACGGAGGCCAUGCUCGCCAAGGCGAGGGAGAAGCAAGGGCGCCUCAACCCCAGCACGAGGAUUCGGCUCUUCAACCACGACGCGACGAGGCUGGAGACGCUGCCGGAGCUCGAUGGACAGGCGUUCGAUGUAAUUCUCUGCUCCAGCGCGUUCGUCCUCUUUGACGACCCGGGAGAGGUCGUCAGGUCGUGGCGCAGAUACCUUAAGCCGGAUGGCAGACUAGUCGUCGACGUCACGCACGAGGACAACCUCAAGGUCGGGUUGCUGCUGGAGCGCGCGGCGAGGCGUCUGGGCGCGCGGUUCCCGAGCAACAGGUCCUGGAUCACGGACAGGAACUCGUUUUCGGGGGUCCUUGAGGGAGCAGGGUACGUCGUGGAAAGGGUACAGCUGAUAGACAAGUUGUCCGGUCAGGGCGACACGACAUACGGCAUGGACCAGGUUGAUGAGCAGUUUGACUGGAUCACGGGAACCUCGCUGACUGUCAACCUCGCGACGGAGGAGUUCAAAAGGAAGACGAGGGAUCUGUUCCGAGAGGAAUGGGAGAAGGCUGCAGUCGAUGGCAAGGUUGUGAACGUGGAUGCCGUGUAUGUCUAUGUAGCUCGAAGAGCGUGA
Molecule: messenger RNA, 840 nt
Organism: Colletotrichum higginsianum IMI 349063
Lineage: Eukaryota; Fungi; Ascomycota; Sordariomycetes; Glomerellales; Glomerellaceae
Product: Methyltransferase
Exons: 1
Coding region: 1-840 (279 amino acids)
Source: RefSeq, a predicted model, not a curated record